Nicrophorus vespilloides is the source of this 1668-nucleotide messenger RNA. RefSeq names its product UDP-glucuronosyltransferase 2C1-like. Gene Ontology annotation, molecular function: UDP-glycosyltransferase activity. Lineage: Eukaryota; Metazoa; Arthropoda; Insecta; Coleoptera; Silphidae. The record is from RefSeq and is a predicted model, not a curated record. The transcript has a single exon. Bases 127 to 1668 code for a protein of 513 amino acids.
AAUAUUUGAACUAGUUUUUAAUGAAAUCAAGUGGAUAUUCACAGGCUUGUGAACAGCUUAUCUCCAAAUUCGCUUAUCGUCGACGUAAUAGCAUAGCACUCGUUAGAAGACCGCAGUGAGAAAAAAAUGUUCUUUGUAAAAGCAUCUCUACUGGUGCUGCUGGUGCAGUUGACUUUGACUACUCAUUGUCAUGGUGCGAAGAUCCUGGGUGUUUUUCCAUACCCCUCAAAGAGUCAUUUUAUUCUAGGCCGAACGCUCCUGAAGGAGUUGGCGGCGCGUGGUCACGAGGUGACAAUGAUCUCACCGUUUCCUCUCGACAAACCAUUGAAGAAUUAUAAAGAUGUGCAUAUGAGCAGAGUGAUGGAAUGGAAAUAUGGAAUCAUGAAGGAGAUGGGAGAUCCAGAGUUGGGUGUAGUCAGGAAAUUGUUAACGUUCUACGGUAACCUUCCUCAAGCGGUGAAGAUGAUUUACGAGGAGCCAGAGUUAAACGAAUUGCUGAAAUCCGGGGAAAAGUUCGACGUUGCAAUCAAUAUGAUGGGAUACACAGAGGCGAUUCUCGGUAUCGGCCACCUUCUGAAUGCCACGAACAUCGGGUUUAGCAUAAUGGGGGGAAUGCCUGUCUACAAUUACCAUUCAGGCAUCCCGUCGCCGUACGCGUACGUCCCAAACACCUUCUACAUCUAUAACGAUAAAAUGAACUUCCUUCAACGAGUCAUGAACACCAUCGUCAGCUUAACUUUCAACAUGUUGGUACACUUUAGCCACUACCCUAAGCAACGAGAAACCCUCAAGGAAUACCAUCCAACCUUAGAGCUAAACGACUUGAUCAGAGACGUAGACCUCUAUCUGAUCAAUUCACAUUUUGCCACUGAGAGUCCUCGACCACAUCUAACUAACACCAUCCAGAUCGGCGGAUUCCAUUUAUACGAGAAAGAAAAGCUUCCUUCGGAUCUGAAACAAUUCAUGGAUGAGUCAAAGCAUGGUGUCAUCCUCUUCAGUCUCGGUGCAAACAUCCAAAUCGCUAAGCUAAAACCUGAAACUAUUCAGAACAUCAUCUCAGCCUUCUCUAAAUCCAAGUACGAUUUCGUCAUGAAAUAUGAAAAGGAUAUGCCGAAUCUUCCAAAAAACAUCAAAGUAAGCAACUGGCUACCACAAAAAGCCAUUCUAGAACAUCCAAAAUGCAAAGCUUUCUUCACGCAUGGUGGUUUGGGAGGCACCGCUGAAGCAGUUUAUAACGGUGUUCCAAUGGUUGCAAUUCCCUUCUUCGGCGAUCAACGUAAGAAUGUAGCGGAUGGUCUGGAUUUUGGGUAUACAAUCGAAUUGUCAUUCACGAACAUCACCGAGAGUUCUAUGACGGAAGCGAUAAACGAGAUCACCGGGAACGCGAAAUACGCAUCCGCGGCUAAAUUUCGCUCGGACAUUUACAGAAACCAAGAGAUAAAUCCAAUGGAUAAGGCUGUUUUCUGGAUUGAGCAUGUUGCGAAGCAUAGGGGUGCUAAACAUAUGAAACCUAUGGCCACCGAAUUAGCAUGGUAUCAAUAUAUGUUGAUCGACGUCUUCGCCUUCCUUGCAGCAAUUGUACUGCUCACUCUGAGUAUAAUUUACCUCAUUAUCAAGACAUUAAUAAGACUCUGCAAAAAGUCUUCGAAUAAAUUAAAAGCUUUGUAA